AAACCGUAUUCCCUCGCUACUGGCGAAGUUGGAGUUUUAGGGUUUCAAAUUCCAUAAUUUUUAGGUCUUUUCGUCCCGUUUGGGCGUCUCUAUUCCAAAAUACUUUCGGGAGGGAAAACUCCGAACGGAAAAUCAAAUUCCCGAGGCCCUCUUGCAUCUCGAUUCAUCCAAUCCAAUCGAUCCAGUUCGAAGCAGAGCUCCGGCAGUUUCUGAAGUCGACAUAUUUAUCUUCUAAGUCAUGAACACCACUUUGCAUAGAACUCCCAACUCGGGGAGGCAGUCAAUGUUCUACCAAGAUUUAGCAUCUCCUGUUACCUCGCGAAAAGGGAAAUUUUCAACUCCAGGCCAGGCGGCUGCUGUAUCUGCUUUAUGGCGGGAGAAUUUUGGAAACUCAGAUCUUCCUCCUCCACCAGUUUUUACCUUGGAAGACCGCUCAGAUUUCUCUCCUGAGUCUGGCAUUCCUGAUUAUCCUCUUUCCCCAGAAAUUAAAUCAGACCCAAGGACCCCAAUCCAAAGUCACGACUUCUCUUCACCGAUGAAAAACAAGUCAAAUGCCAGCACUUCGUAUACACCAACUAGUGGACAACAAAGCCGGCAGGGAUCAGCUGGAUUUAGUUGGUGGUCAACAUCAAAAGGUGGUGGCAGUGAGCAAGAAGAUAAAGGAAAAAGUUCCCCAGUCGAAGGUGYGGUUCAGCCUGGUGCUUUAAUCAUUCUUCCAACCCCAAGGGAAGUUGCCAGACCAGAAGUGCAGAGAAAUUGCUUCCCUGCUGGAAAACUCAACGAGGAAGAAUGGGUUACUGUCUAUGGAUUCUCCCCUGCUGAUACAAAUCUAGUUUUGAGGGAAUUCGAAAAAUGCGGUGAGAUCUUGAAACACGUUCCUGGUCCAAGAGAUGCUAAUUGGAUGCACAUUCUUUAUCAGAACCGAUCUGAUGCCCACAAAGCUCUCAACAAAAAUGGCGUUCAAAUUAACGGGGUGCUAAUUGUUGGUGUGAAACCAGUGGACCCGAUGCACCGGCAGGCACUCGACGAAAAGAUAAAUAAUCCAGGAUUCAUGGUUAUCCCUCCGGUGCCUUCUAGAACCACAGAACUCCUUGCAACGAGAGGGCCUGUGCGUACCUACAAUCUCCAAAAUGGUAACAGUAAUGCACGGCAGUCGGGAGGUACCAUUGCUUCGCCAUCGAAAUCGUUGGUGUCUAAGGUCAUGGAUUUGAUGUUUGGAGUCUAGGUUAGCUCCUCUCGGCUUAUCAAUUUUUGUGUGGUAAGAAAUUCGUAAACAUAUGAGAGCUUACACAUUGAUUCGGCACAACGUGUUAGAUUGUUGAAAACUGAGUACACUGUUCACAGUCCUCCAUCUUGAUCAACUUGUGAUUGUUUAUCCUGAUUCUUACUGUUAAAAAAAUGAGACAGAAGGAAAUGAAGAUUGAUGCUUAUGAUGCUGGAA
Molecule: messenger RNA, 1441 nt
Organism: Momordica charantia (bitter melon)
Lineage: Eukaryota; Viridiplantae; Streptophyta; Magnoliopsida; Cucurbitales; Cucurbitaceae
Product: mitotic phosphoprotein N' end (MPPN) family protein
Biological process (GO): NLS-bearing protein import into nucleus; nuclear pore organization
Cellular component (GO): nuclear pore nuclear basket; nuclear pore central transport channel; nuclear membrane
Molecular function (GO): nucleic acid binding; structural constituent of nuclear pore; phospholipid binding
Source: RefSeq, a predicted model, not a curated record